Molecule: messenger RNA, 2306 nt
Organism: Aricia agestis (brown argus)
Lineage: Eukaryota; Metazoa; Arthropoda; Insecta; Lepidoptera; Lycaenidae
Product: N-acetylglucosamine-6-sulfatase-like
Exons: 11
Coding region: 305-1804 (499 amino acids)
Biological process (GO): glycosaminoglycan metabolic process
Molecular function (GO): glycosaminoglycan binding; N-acetylglucosamine-6-sulfatase activity
Source: RefSeq, a predicted model, not a curated record
UUGUCAAUUCCCGCAUUUUGAAUUUUGCACAAAAUUGCGAUUUCGUGUAUGUGCUUAUACCUACAACUUCUAAAAUACAUACAAUAAACAAUAGAAUUGCUCUCCAGUUUAAUUAGAUAAUGGCCAAACAAGGUGUCGUUGGUUUUGUUAUGGAUUUCUACUAUGAUCCAUUCAAAUGGUCAAUAGUGAAGAGUGUUGGUUUCUUCUCAUUGGGUGUUUUAAUCGCCAGUGAGUGCCAAGGCCUAGAAGUGAUGCCAGCUGUUCCGCAAUAAGUGAUUUGUUCAGUGAACUUAGAACUGUAAACAUGUUUCAGUAUAUACUUAUUAGUUUGUUCCUAGCACAAAGUGUUUUGUGUGACACUAGAAAACCCAACUUUGUUAUAUUUCUCACCGACGAUCAAGAUGCCGUUUUGGAUGGAAUGAGCCCAAUGAAGAAUGUGCAACGCUUUAUUGCUAAUGAAGGAACUACAUUUUUGAAUUCAUAUGUGACGUCACCAAUAUGCUGUCCGAGCCGCGCGAGUAUGCUCACCGGGCUACACGUCCACAACCAUCUGACGCUCAACAACAGCGCUGCAGGUGGCUGCUACGGCCGCUCCUGGCGGAAACUCGAGCCGCGUACCUUCGCCAACUCGCUGAAGAAUGUUGGCUAUAAUACCUUCUACGCUGGGAAGUAUUUGAAUCAGUACGGAGUGAGGGCGAUGGGUGGUCCGGAGCAAGUUCCCCCCGGGUGGAGCGAGUGGCACGGCCUGGUGGGCAACUCUGUGUACUACAACUACACAAUAUCCAACAAUGGUGUACCCACACACUCCACGGAUCUCUACCUUACGGAUAUUAUUCGCGACCUCAGCAUCUCGUACAUCGAGAACCAGACGGAGUCGGCCCCGUUCCUGAUGAUGAUAGCGCCGCCCGCGCCGCACCAGCCCUUCACCCCCGCGCCCCGACAUAAGGGCGUGUUCAGCAACGCCAGCGUGCCCAAACAUCCCAACUUUAAUGUGGCUGCCACGGACAAACAUUGGCUCAUGCGGAUGCCUCCGUCUCCUCUACCGGAGUCGUUUGUGCCCCAACUGGAGGAUGUAUACCGCUCGCGUUGGGAGAGUGUGCUGGCAGUUGAUGAGAUGGUCGCCGACGUCAUAGAAGCUCUGGACACUAAGGCGUUACUGGACAACACUUACGUCAUAUACACGUCAGACAACGGCUAUCAUAUUGGUCAAUUCGCCCAAGUGUACGACAAGCGGCAGCCAUACGAGACUGACAUCAAGGUUCCUCUAGUCAUCCGUGGUCCGACUGUCCCUAAGAACUGUUCGAGCCAGCAGCCCAUAUCGAAUAUUGAUAUAGCACCAACCAUCAUGAAGCUAGCUGGUCUGCUACCGCCGGCGUCUUUGGACGGACGGCCGAUAUCAUUCGACGUACACGAUGUACCGGAGAGGAGCAUGCUCAUAGAAUACUAUGGUGAGGGGAGAGAUGGCACCGUCGAUGCUAGGUGCCCCUGGGAGUACGACAGUCGACAUCUAGCGCAAUGCUACCCGGAGUACGAGUGCAAGUGUCAGGACGCGACGAACAACACGUACGGCUGCCUGCGACACAUCUCCGACAGGAUCAACAUUAAAUACUGCGGAUUUGCCGAUGACGAGAACUUCCUUGAAAUGUACGACCUAUCGUCGGACCCUUACGAGAUGCGCAACAUAAUCCACCUGGCGCUGCCUUCUGUCCGUCACUGGUACAAGCUUACCCUCGCCGAGACGUUAGUGUGCAAGGGGUUCCGUAACUGCGACAAUCCGCUGGAGAACCCUAAAAUAUACGGCUAGUUUAUAUCGCAUUAACAACGUAGAUAGCGGACCUACGUUAUUUCAUAUUUGGUUGCAUUAUGUCAAGUCAAGCACGGAGCUUGAUAUAACCCGACUAAAUAGUUUCGUCGCUUACGUAGCAAUAUUGAUCUUUAGGGUCUAUUUUAUCCACCGAAAAAUGGCUUUGUUUGUUAACGUAUAGUUAACGUAUAGUUUGUUAUUAAUAUCGAGUUUACACCCUUUUAAUCUGUUUAAUAAUAAUAUUUUGCUUAUUGGAUCUGAUAUUAUAAAAACGCGGUUACCACAAGAGUUUAAAUAGAUUCGUUCAUAGUCAGUCUUUAACAAGUUAUUUAGUUUUAAUUCUUACAUCUUGUUAGUUACUUGCUUAAAAUAUUAGCUUAAUCGAAUGUAGAACCAAAGGAUUCCAAAUCUUGUUAAAACUUUUGUUAAUAAGUCAUUUAAGUUGUUAACAUUUUAACGCAUUCCACUAUUUUCCUAGAAUUCAAAUAAAGCUUGAAGAAUA